AUGCAUGUCGAAAUCUCAUGGCAGCGUCUCUUCCCCGCGCUUCUCGCCCUGAUGGUCUUCCUGUACCUGUGGGAUGGGCUGAGUGGAUUGACCUCGGGAACUCUCUUCCUCAUCGUCAUGCCGGAGUUCACAGCCAGGCUCAAGGGCAAGCUCGCAACCAUCGGCUUCUUCCUCCUCGUCAUCCUUAUCUCUGCUCCUAUCGGAGCUCUUGUCAUCGGCGCCAUGUACUUCGAGAGGGAAAUGAUGGAGGUUCCCGAGCAGUACAAGUCCACUGCGAAAUGGGUGAGAGCCUGUGACGGUUAUGUUGCUGGAGCUGUGCUGGUGUUCAGCUGGGGGUUGUGUAUGACUUGUCUGCUGGGCGUUGUGCUAGGAAAGUUGUUGGGGGCGACGUGUUGGGCUUUGUUAUGCUGUAUACUGUCUGACGAUCUCGUUGUCGAGGAGAAAUGUACUUGUCAGUGCCUGUGGGAUUGGCUUCGAGAUGUUUUCUUUGUCUUGAUCCUCGGGGCCCGACCCGAGUCAGUGCCGGACUACUAUUCCAUCAUCGGGGUGCGAAGAGGGGCUGAUGCAGGAGAGAUCAAGAAGCAGUUUCGCGAGCUCUCAAAGAUUUACCAUCCUGACAAGACGGCUGGAAACCCUGAGCUCCAGCAGAGAUUCGUGCAGAUCUCAGAAGCUGUGAGAAAAUUGACGGGCAAGGCUACAGACAGAGCGGCCUACUACAAGGAGCUCGAGACUGCUGAACUCACGGACAUGGUCACUCGCUCUGUCUACUACUGCCUCCUCUUCGGCCUCUGGUUUCUCAUGACGGUCUUGGCCUUCCUUGGAAACAGAAAGCAGCAGGCUGCAGGAGGAGAAGGGGUGCGAGAGAGUGUGGAGGAGGGGCAGGGGCAGGGGCAGGGGCGGGAGCAGGAGCAGGAAAAAGUAGGACAAAGAGCAGGAGCAGCAAGAGGAGCGACGGAGGAGGGCGCUGUUGCACAAGAGCCGAAGCCCAAGGUUCCAAGGUCGAAGGGCCAGAAAUACUGGUUGCUUCUAUCGCUCCUCGUCUAUCCACUAUGGCUCUGGGUGGAAGCAUAUUGGAAGGACUGA
Messenger RNA from Guillardia theta CCMP2712, 1083 nucleotides. RefSeq lists its product as hypothetical. The transcript is spliced from 10 exons. The coding region runs from base 1 to 1083 and encodes 360 amino acids. The record is from RefSeq and is a predicted model, not a curated record. Lineage: Eukaryota; Cryptophyceae; Pyrenomonadales; Geminigeraceae.